UCCAGUAGGAAGAGAAAGGGCGGGACUCUAGCUCAUCUGUGUGGAUGUGCGGCGGCGUCCACAAGUAGAUAAAUAGACUGUGGUAACUUAUGAUUGAUGCAACUUAGUUACAAACACAGUCAACUAGAUGCCGACACUUCAGACUGGCAAACAAAAGACGUCGGAGUGGAGCUGCGCGUUUGUCCAUUGAUUCGCAUUCAUCUAAAGAGUAACGCCAGCAGUGCAUCACGAUCAGGAGGCUAGUUAGCGUACAUGAUGAUGGCCAGCUGAACAUUGUUGUGCCUUCAGCUCCUAUUAUUAUUAUUGCGCUUACGUUUUAACCAUCGCCGGGUAAAGUCUUUACCUUCGUAUACGUUUACCUUUGUAUGCAUUCUUUCCAUAUGCACAUACACUUGUAAUUUUUCUGAUCUUAACUGCUUAUAUUGUGGCGCUUAUGCGCCGUGAGCUAACUUAUCGAGCUAAGCUAACGGAACAGCUUUAGUCUGUUUGCAUGGGCCAAACCCAUUUUAGCUUGCAGCUAACCAAACGGAAGUUUGGUUCGGAAAGUAAAAAGUUUUUUUAUGAAGAUACACGUACAGGCCCGAGAAGCAGAAUGUUGUUUUGGAAAAGUCAACGGGGCAUUGACUUGGACCUGUAUUGAUCCCAAACAGCAUCGCAAGUAGCCUCAAUCCGAUACGCUACAAAAUGAGCACCUAGGGAACUGAGACAUAAGUCUGCUUGGAUAACAAGAACACUGCCUUUCAACAAUGUAGCUUUGCAAACUACUUGCAUGUUUGCAACAUAUGUACGAAGAUAAUAAUAACAAAGAUGAACAAUCAAAUUGUCAUGUCACAAGAGAAGAUGGAGUUGGACCUGGACAUCCCAUCACUUCAGGGCGAUGGGAACUUGAGGCGAUCGAACAGCGAGCCUAUGAUAAACGGCCUGAGUGACGCUUCACAUGUGUUCCAGAGAGAAGUUCUCCGCAGCAGAAGAAACAGUACAACUAUUGUUCGACCAAACGUGGUCCCAUCUUCACCGGUACGUGUUCCCAGUACAAGACUUCAAAAGAUCAAACAGGAAGAGGGCGUUGAUUUGAUGAACCGCGAAACUGCUCAUGAAAGAGAGGUGCAGACAGCAAUGCAGAUGAGCCAGUCUUGGGAGGAAAGCCUUAGUCUGAGUGAUAAUGACCUUGAGAAAUCUUCAUCAUCCUCAUCUCCAAAGCGGAUCGAUUUUGUGCCUGUUUCUCCUGCUCCUUCACCCACUAGAGGGAUUGGAAAAAAGCAGUGCUUCUCUCCUUCCCUUCAAAUUUUGGUGAGCAGUAAUGGGCUGACGCCAAGCCCUGUUCCCAGCCCAACACGCCGGUUCAGCAGGCGGAGUCAGAGCCCGAUUAACUGCAUCAGACCCAGCAUACUGGGCCCUCUAAAACGCAAAGGUGAAAUGGAGACCGAAAGCCAGCCUAAGAGACUCUUUCAGGGAACCACCAACAUGCUGUCUACAGAGGUGUCCCACCUGCCAGAAUUCAACACUUGUCUUUCUCCUGAUCUUCUUGAUGGAAGUCUCAGUAGCAUCGGCUCCUCCUCAGACUCUCCCGCUAAGAUGGAAGGAGUGUCGCCCUCUUCCAGUAACUCUCCCCACACACCCCUCCAGGAUCUUUCUCCCAAGUGAUCUGCUGAAAAGAUUGCGGAUUGGGGCUGCUUCUCAGAUCCUCUUCUGCGAAUUUCGCUUUCUUUUUCAAUGCCUUCCCAACACGGCUUUUGUUUUUGCUUUAAAUCGUCCUGUUGUCUGCUUGCUAGUGGAUAAUGUGGGUUGUUUGCAUUAAAGCAAAACCGCCUACAGAAAUAUAUCCCAUGUGGGACAGAGACCCCAUGACCCUGCAAAAGCUUGGAAAGGCUGUGGAUGCUUAUUUUGCAUCAGCUGCUAUAAAUGGACUUUAGUGGAGAGGAAUGCUACAGCAAGGAACAUCUUUGAAUUAUUUGUCUCCCCAAAAGGACACUUUAAACGUUUUGGAAAGAAAACUCUGUUCGGUUUCAAAUUGCCCGCUGGUAUUUUGUGUGGAAACUUAACUUAUUUGCUUUCGAUUUGUUUUGUAUGUAAGUAUGUACAUAUGGUUUAAUAUUAGUCGUCCUAUUAUUGGCAGUGAAAUGUUUAGAGGCAAAGAGCAAACUGACAGCUGCCUCUCUUGGAGUUUUAUUAGUGGUGCAAUUGCACUUUAAAAAGGGGCUGAAUACAUUUUUUGGGCUAUGUCUGAAUCUGUGUAUUUGACUUUUCAGGAACUUUCUCUUUUCAAGUAGGUGAAGGGAACAUUUUUUCACACUUCAUUCUCUUUUGUUAGAAUGAUGUUCAUGGUCAUCGUGGGCUGUUCAGUUAUAUACAACAAAUGCAGAUUGAAUUUAAUAUUGCAGUUGUUUGUAACCACUAAAUCCUCGAUUUGAACACUACAGCAAAAUGUACUGUCUGUGUGAUGUCGUGAGGUUACGUGUCUUCCUAAAGACAUGAGGAUAACAAUGUGACAAUUUGAAAAGUAAACAUCAGAUUUAUGUCUCUUGUAUGUUUUGUAGCCCUGGUUAUUCCCUUUUGGGAAAUAAAGGAUUCGGGUGAGAAUGUUCUCUACAGGUCAAUGGCUAAACUAAAGGUAUUGUUAAAAGUGGCCGAUUAAAAUUGAAACAGACUUAAGGGGAAACCCUCCCAUCCAGACUUAUUUGUGGCUUGUUUGAUGUUUCAAAGGAAAGGUAAAUGUUAUCUACUGACACUUAAACAGCGUUUCAUCAAGUCUGUAUAUAAGAGAACUGUACAACUGUAAGUGUAUAAGUUGUUUUUCGAUUGGGCCUGUAGUGUUACUUUAGGAAAAUAGUUUUUCUUUUGUUUUCAAUAUGGAUUUCAUUCAUGAAUUGCUUUAUUUCUUUAAGCAUGAUGUGAUGUAACAUACAUUCAUUUUCAAGUGAUUGUAAAAUCUGAAUUUUAAUUUGUAAAUUGAAAGAGUGACCGACAUGAAACUGCAUUGUAAGUUUUCCUCAAUGUCUUUAAAAACAUAAACAGUAAGUGGGUCGUGUGGAUCCGGUUUCUGUACUGUAUUGAUGGGUAAAAUAUAUUUGUAGUUUGCUUUGCUGACUUGUUUUUGUUUGUGGACUUGUCUAGUUAUUUAAUUUUCAUUCAACUACCAGUACUUUUCAAAAGCCUGUAUCUAUUGGGGAAUACCUGAGAGCUUUCCUAAGAAAAUGUAGUUGUGCUGUUGUCUCCCACAACAAAAAUGUGUUCAUAUCAGAGGCUUCCAGAUGUCAAAAAUAAACUGUUCAGCUAUUGUCA
Molecule: messenger RNA, 3282 nt
Organism: Misgurnus anguillicaudatus (oriental weatherfish)
Lineage: Eukaryota; Metazoa; Chordata; Actinopteri; Cypriniformes; Cobitidae
Gene: pabir2
Product: PABIR family member 2
Molecular function (GO): protein serine/threonine phosphatase inhibitor activity
Source: RefSeq, a predicted model, not a curated record